CGUAAGUUAUAAAUGCUGAUAACGUCGAGAGGACCUUGAGGCGAUCACAUAAAUUAUUCAGCUUUGCGUUUCCCGCCCAGUGUUACACGGCCGACGGUUGUGACAUCACAUACUCAUGGCGUCCAAAAAUGUUAUGGUUAGGUUCAGUGAUGGGAGAAAAUACCCACAGCUGGGUCUGGGCACUUGGAAGUCCAAACCUGGUGAAGUGAGUCAAGCGGUGAAAGAUGCCAUCGACAUCGGCUACAGGCACAUUGACUGCGCCUUCGUGUACGGCAACGAGAAGGAAGUGGGAGACGCCAUCACAGAGAAGAUUAAGGAGGGAGUUGUCAAGAGGGAGGAGCUGUUCAUAACGUCCAAACUGUGGAACACCUUCCACCGCCCGGACCUGGUGCGAGGAGCGCUCAUGAAGAGUCUCCAGAACCUGAACUUGGACUACUUGGAUCUGUACCUCAUACACUGGCCUCAAGCCUAUAAGGAGGACGGAGAACUGUUUCCCGUGGACGAGAGCGGUAAGAUCCAAUUCUCUGAUGUGGACUACGUGGACACCUGGAAGGCGUUGGAGCCGCUCCAGGCCGAGGGACUGAUUCGGAGCCUCGGAGUGUCCAACUUCAAUUCGCGCCAGCUGGACCGAGUGCUGGAGUCCGCCAGCAUCAAGCCCGUCGUCAACCAGGUGGAAUGCCACCCCUACUUAGUCCAGAAAAAGUUGAAGGAGUUCUGCGCGGCCCGAGGGGUGCUGCUCGCGGCCUACUCCCCGCUGGGCUCCCCGGACAGGCCCUGGGCCAAACCCGACGACCCACGGCUCCUGGACGACCCUCGACUGAAGGAAAUAGCGGACAGGCUGGGCAGGACCGUGGCACAGGUGUUGAUCAGGUAUCAGCUGGAGCGCGGCAACAUCGUGCUGCCCAAGUCGGUGACUCGCUCCCGGAUCGAGUCCAACUUCGCAGUGAUGGACUUCCAGCUGUCCAAGGACGACCUGGAGCUGAUUGACUCCUUCGACUGCAACGGACGCUUCGUGCCCAUGACGGCGUCUCUCGGCCACAAACACCAUCCGUUUGAGAACGACGCCUUCUGAACGCGGCCCGGCCUGGUAUUGAACUCAUUGUACACAGAUUAUACCCAUGUUAAAUA
Messenger RNA from Danaus plexippus (monarch butterfly), 1128 nucleotides. Its product is annotated as aldo-keto reductase family 1 member B1-like. Gene Ontology annotation, molecular function: aldose reductase (NADPH) activity. Gene Ontology annotation, cellular component: cytosol. The transcript is spliced from 6 exons. The record is from RefSeq and is a predicted model, not a curated record. Bases 116 to 1072 code for a protein of 318 amino acids. Lineage: Eukaryota; Metazoa; Arthropoda; Insecta; Lepidoptera; Nymphalidae.